GGUCAGAGUAGGGGCCCGCUGGUGUGUGGAGGAGGAAGAGAAGGCUGUCAGCUGUCAGUGGGCAGUUCCAGGCUCGCCUUCCGGACAGGUUCUGAGUAGCGGACCUCGGCCGUCUUGGCUCGCCAGCGGAGGCCCGUCUCUGAGCUCCCGGUGCCCCAGCAGCGACCUGUAUUGUGGAAGCCCCUGAAAUGCAGAGCUGGGUGCAUUAAGCCGGAGCAUCAGAACCAGCCGCAGCAGGAGCCACAGCGUUGGGACCCGAGUGGGCGCUCCUUCACCUUGCCUCUGUGCCCGCCUGCGCCCCCAGACCCGGAGAUCAUCUUGAAGGAUUCAGGACUCCACAAAUGUUUCCCUUGAAGGAUGCUGAAAUGGGGGCCUUUACCUUCUUUGCCUCAGCUCUGCCGCAUGAUGUUUGUGGAAGCAAUGGCCUUCCUCUCACCCCAAAUUCCAUCAAAAUUUUAGGGCGCUUUCAAAUACUAAAGACAAUAACCCAUCCCAGACUCUGCCAGUACGUGGAUAUAUCUAGGGGAAAGCAUGAAAGACUAGUGGUGGUGGCUGAACACUGUGAGCGGAGCCUGGAAGAUUUGCUUCGAGAAAGGAAACCUGUGAGCUAUUCAAAGGUCUUAAGCAUAGCAUUUGAAGUCCUUCAGGGUUUGCAGUAUAUGAAUAAACAUGGCAUAGUACACCGGGCACUAUCUCCUCACAAUAUCCUGUUGGAUGGAAAGGGGCAUAUUAAAUUGGCGAAAUUUGGACUUUAUCACAUGACAGCUUAUGGUGAUGAUGUUGAUUUCCCAAUAGGGUAUCCAUCAUACUUGGCACCUGAGGUAAUUGCACAAGGAAUUUUCAAAACCACUGAUCAUGUGCCAAAUGAAAAACCAUUGCCUUCUGGCCCCAAAUCAGAUGUUUGGUCUCUUGGGAUCAUUUUAUUUGAGCUUUGUAUGGGAAGAAAAUUAUUUCAGAGCUUGGAUAUUUCUGAACGUCUGAAAUUUUUGCUUACUUUGGACUGUGUGGAUGACACUGUAACGGUGCUGGCUGAAGAGCACGGUUGUCUGGACAUUAAAAAGGAGCUUCCUGAAAAUAUGAUAGAUCUCUUAAAGAAAUGCCUGACCUUCCAUCCCUCUAAGAGGCCAACCCCAGAAGAAUUAAUGAAGGACAGCGUGUUCAGUGAAGUGUCACCUUUAUACACCCCCUUCACCAAACCUGCCAGUCUGUUUUCGUCUUCUCUGAGAUGUGCUGAUUUAACUCUACCUGAGGAUAUCAGUCAGUGGUGUAAAGAUAUAGACAGUGAUUACCUGGCAGAAAGAUCCAUUGAGGAAGUUUAUUACCUUUGGUGUUUAGCUGGCGGUGACUUGGAGAAAGAGCUUGUUAAUAAGGAAAUCAUCCGAUCCAAACCCCCUAUCUGCACCCUCCCCAAUUUUGUUUUUGAAGAUGGUGAAAGCUUCGGACAAGGCCGAGAUAGAAGCUCACUUUUAGAUGAUACCACAGUGACAUUGUCAUUAUGCCAGCUGAGAAAUAGAUUAAAAGAUGUUGGUGGAGAAGCAUUUUAUCCAUUACUAGAAGAUGACCAGUCUAAUUUGCCUCACUCAAACAGCAGUAAUGAGUUGUCCGCAGCAGCCACGCUCCCUUUGAUCAUCAGAGAGAGAGAUACUGAGUAUCAGCUCAACAGAAUCGCGCUCUUCGAUAGGCUGAUCCAGGCUUAUCCAUAUAAAAAAAAUCAAAUCUGGAAAGAAGCAAGAGUUGACAUUCCACCUCUUGUGAGAGGUUUGACCUGGGCUGCUCUUCUGGGGGUUGAGGGAGCUAUUCAUGAUAAGUAUGAUGCAGUUGAUAAGGACACUCCAAUUCCCACAGAUAGACAAAUUGAAGUGGAUAUCCCUCGCUGUCAUCAGUACGAUGAACUUUUAUCUUCACCUGAAGGUCAUGCCAAAUUCAGGCGUGUAUUGAAGGCUUGGGUAGUGUCUCAUCCUGAUCUUGUGUAUUGGCAAGGUCUUGACUCACUUUGUGCUCCAUUCCUGUACCUAAAUUUCAAUAAUGAAGCCCUGGCUUAUGCGUGUAUGUCUGCUUUUAUUCCCAAAUACCUGUAUAACUUCUUCUUGAAAGACAACUCACAUGUAAUACAAGAGUAUCUGACCGUGUUCUCCCAGAUGAUUGCGUUCCACGACCCCGAGCUGAGCAACCAUCUCAACGAGAUCGGCUUCAUUCCGGAUCUGUAUGCCAUCCCUUGGUUUCUCACCAUGUUUACUCAUGUAUUCCCAUUGCAUAAAAUAUUCCACCUCUGGGACACCUUACUACUUGGGAAUUCCUCUUUCCCAUUCUGUAUCGGAGUGGCAAUUCUCCAGCAGCUACGGGACCGGCUUUUGGCUAACGGCUUUAAUGAGUGCAUUCUUCUCUUCUCUGACUUACCAGAAAUUGACAUUGAACGCUGUGUACGAGAAUCCAUCAACCUCUUUUGUUGGACCCCUAAGAGUGCUACCUACAGACAGCAUGCCCAGCCUCCAAAGCCACCUUCUGAUGGCAGCAGCCUGAGAAGCUCCACACCUUACUUCUCUGCAGAGUCCCCUGAGCCUCCGAAGACAGACCUGUCAAGAGAAUCCAUCCCAUUAAAUGACUUGAAGUCAGAAGUGUCACCUCGGAUUUCAGCAGAGGACCUGAUUGACUUAUGUGAGCUGACAGUGACAGGCCAUUUCAAAACACCCACCAAGAAGACAAAGUCCAGUAAACCAAAGCUGCUGGUGGUUGACAUCCGGAGCGGUGAAGACUUUACCCGGGGCCACAUUUCUGGCAGCAUCAACAUCCCAUUCAGCACAGCCUUCACUGCGGAAGGUGAGCUCGCCCAGGGCCCUUCCACCACGAUGCUCCAGAGCCUCAAGGGGAAGGUCAUCGUCGUCGUGGGAAGCGUGGUGAAGCACAUGGCCGAGUUCGCAGCUCAUCUUGUGAAGAUGAAAUACCCUCGGGUCUGCAUUCUGGACGGGGGUAUCAACAAGAUCAAGCCGACUGGUCUCCUCACCGUGCCGUCCCCGCAGAUAUGAAACACCGGGAGCCGGGUGCUCCGACACACAGCUGCGCCUCCCUGCGGUCACAGCCCACCAGACUGCCCAGGCAUUUCCAUCAGUCUCACGGCCCAAAUGCACAGCACCAGGCAAGGAACGUGACUGUACGUGUGUUGCCUAAAGAUCGUUCUUAACCAUAAAACCUUAUCAUGCAUUUUCACCACGCUGCCACACGAAGCCGGAGGGAUUUGGCUGACAGGCAGACAGCACUACCAAGAGCUCCCACUGGCACUGCAGAUCAGCCCUUUGCUGCACAAGAAAGACGGCCCUAACCAAGGGUCACAGGAGGGCCAGAUGUGCGCUAGAAGGGCUUCCAACAAAAACAAACUGACCUAUAUCCCCUUAAGUAAGGGCUGCAUUUGGUAAGCACACAUGUGUAUGUACGUAUGUGUAUGUGUGUCCACAUGUGUGUGUUCAGCCCACUGCAGAAAGUUCACUCCCAGGAAAGUGAAUUUCAGAAAUGAUAUUUGGUAGGGUACGUUCACCUCCUGUCAGAGAAAUCCAGUGCCGCAAAGAUCACGUCAGUGUGUGCGCCAGAGGGCUGGACCAUCAUUCGCAGCCGGGUGCCCUCCUCCCUCAUCACCGGAUCGUCUCCUGGGUGAAGAUGACUACUGUCACAUCUGCAGUCCAGGAGGAAGGGCAUGGGGCAUGGAGGGAGGGAAAGAAAAAGUGGGGAAGACUAAGAAGGAAGGAAGAAGAGAGGCGUGUUCCUCCCUUACAGGCACAGAGCAGAGACAGUGCGCAUCUCUUCUGCUCACACAGCAUGGCCAGAACGCAGGCACUGCCACACCUAGCUGCGGGGAGCGGUGAGUCUCCGGCUGACGGCCAGCCCCAGCUCAAGGAAACUUGGGG
Fukomys damarensis (Damara mole-rat) is the source of this 3896-nucleotide messenger RNA. It is a transcript of the gene Tbck, whose product is annotated as TBC1 domain containing kinase. Gene Ontology annotation, molecular function: protein kinase activity; ATP binding; GTPase activator activity. The transcript has 26 exons. NCBI's taxonomy places the organism in Eukaryota, Metazoa, Chordata, Mammalia, Rodentia, Bathyergidae. Gene Ontology annotation, biological process: protein phosphorylation; activation of GTPase activity. Bases 342 to 3023 code for a protein of 893 amino acids. The record is from RefSeq and is a predicted model, not a curated record.